AUGUGCUCGCCGCGAGUCAGCGCGCGCCUGCUGCUGCUGGCUGCGCUGCCGGCACUCGCAGGUCGCGGAUGGUGGUGCGCCGACGGGGAGGUGGUGUCGGUGACGGCGGGCGCGGGCGCGAGCUCGGGCCCUGAGUUCCUUCCCACGGACACGACGCUGGUGGCAGCCGUCGGGCAAGACGCGGUGCUCGACUGCCGCGUCCGUAACCUCGCUGAUAAAGCCGUAUCAUGGGUGCGGUCGAGGGACCUGCAUAUCUUGUCGCACGCCGGCGCGGUGUUCACAGCGGACGCGCGCGUGUCCGUGCGGGUGUCGGGCGCGGGUGCGACCAUACACUCGCUCCGCAUCCGCCGCCUGCGCGUGUCGGACGCGGGCCGCUACGAGUGCCAGCUCAACACAGACCCUAAAAUGAGCCUCUUCUAUAACCUCACUGUCCUUGACGAGCCCGUGCCGGUGGCGGUGAUAGCCGCGGGGGCGGCGGAGUUGCACGGCGCGGUGGGCGCGGCGGUGACGCUGCGCUGCGAGGCGCGCUACGAGCCGCCGCCGCGCGCGCUGCCGCUGCCGCCGCUCGACAUACUGUGGACCAAGGACGGGGUGCCUGUAGAUCACCAGCGUGGCCACAGCGGAGUGUCGCGCGACACGGAGCGGUGGUCGUGGCGCUCGGUGUCGCGGCUGACGCUGGCCGAGCUGAUGCCCUCCGACGCGGGCGUGUAUGCCUGCGCCACUGCCACGCCUAACGCCACACCUAUCGCAGUCGCCGCGCCUGCCGCUGUCGACUACGUGCACCUUUAUGUCGACGCUGAGAGUCAGAUGGAAGCUAUGCAACGUGACCAGUCUGUCGACAACGGCGGUGCACGCGCGCGCACAAGUUGUGCGGCGAUCAAACGAUACCUCCUCCUCUUAUUACUAUACAAGCUCCUGGGAAAGUGA
Chilo suppressalis (striped riceborer) is the source of this 927-nucleotide messenger RNA. The record is from the annotation of a GenBank genome assembly. Lineage: Eukaryota; Metazoa; Arthropoda; Insecta; Lepidoptera; Crambidae.